AUGACAUGUUAGAUUGUGGCCAGCAAAGGUGUUCCACUUCCUUCAUCACGGUAGAACUUGCUAGCACUCUCACUCACAGAGACAGAGACUCCACUCAUGAUCAUCGCCAUGGACACUAUUUCAUGGGCUGUGCUGCUCGCAGCAAUAACCCUCAUCUUCCUCUUCUUCUUCUCAACCCAUCUCCGCCGCCGGCAACCAAACCCACCACCAGGCCCAAAACCAUGGCCAAUCAUUGGAAACCUCAACCUUAUAGGCUCUCUCCCCCACCGUUCCAUCCACUCUCUCUCCCAACAAUAUGGCCCUUUAAUCCAACUCUACUAUGGUUCAGUCCCUGUCGUUGUCGCCUCCUCUGUUCCCAUGGCCAAACAACUGCUCAAAACCCACGAUCACAGCUUCGCUUCUCGACCCAAAAUCGCCGCCGGCAAGUACACCUUUUUCAACUACUCCGCCAUGACCUGGUCUCCCUAUGGCCCUUACUGGCGCUUCCUCCGUAAGCUAUACCUGACUGAACUCUUUACCCCUAAACGUCUCGAUUUGUAUGAGCAAAUUCGAAUGGAUGAAAUGGGUUUGCUUCUAAGGAGAAUUUAUGCUUUAUCAGGGAAAGAAAUUAGAUUGAAAACCCAUCUGUGGAAUGCUAAUUUGAGCUUUGUUAGUCGGAUUGUGAUGGGAAAGAAGUUUUCAGAUGAGCCUGGUGAAGCGUUGGAGGAGCUGAAGAAGAUGUUUGAAGAAUUGUUCUUCUUAAAUGGGGUGUUGGAUAUUGGGGAUUGGCUUCCUUUGUUGGGGUUCUUGGAUUUGAAGGGAUAUGUGAAGCAGAUGAAGGAUUUGGGGAAGAGAUUUGAUGGCUUUCUGGGGAAGGCGAUCUCUGAGCACGAGAUGAGGAGAAGAGGUGUAGAGACUUUGGAAGAGAACGAUAUGGUUGAUGUGUUGCUGCGGUUGGCUGAUGAUCCUAAUUUGGAAGUGAAGCUCGAUAGUAUGGCUCUUAAAGGGAUAACGCUGGUAAGUCGAAGAACUAAUCUACUGUUUUUUUUUUUUGGCUAAUGACUGGUGUCCAGGCCGAAACUAGUUCCACAGGUUCAUAUCAACCUAUAAUUGUAUGGAUUCCAUCAUACCCAGAUUGAAUGAGAGUCACUCAACUUUCACAAAAAAUAAGGAAUAUCAUUAAACAGUAAAUACUUGUGUGUGAGCUUUACUUUUUUUUUUUUCUCAUGGUGAAUGAGCAAUUUGAAUUGAAGUCA
Molecule: messenger RNA, 1235 nt
Organism: Macadamia integrifolia
Lineage: Eukaryota; Viridiplantae; Streptophyta; Magnoliopsida; Proteales; Proteaceae
Product: flavonoid 3'-monooxygenase-like
Exons: 1
Coding region: 97-1038 (313 amino acids)
Molecular function (GO): heme binding; oxidoreductase activity, acting on paired donors, with incorporation or reduction of molecular oxygen; monooxygenase activity
Source: RefSeq, a predicted model, not a curated record